Messenger RNA from Tilletiaria anomala UBC 951, 2168 nucleotides. Its product is annotated as PCI-domain-containing protein. The coding region runs from base 172 to 2076 and encodes 634 amino acids. Gene Ontology annotation, cellular component: COP9 signalosome. Lineage: Eukaryota; Fungi; Basidiomycota; Exobasidiomycetes; Georgefischeriales; Tilletiariaceae. The record is from RefSeq and is a predicted model, not a curated record. The transcript has 5 exons.
CCAUGCUGGUACCCCAACUCAGGCAACUCGCAUGCAAGCGCAAGCGAACGAGGGAAGCGGGUCUGUAAGCGCUCAUCGCUGCCGUGGCCUGACCAGGUGAGGUAGGCGGCCAGGACUUGCCUGCGAACCCGUGCCCACUCCUUUUAGACGCCAGACCCGAAAAGAAUAGAGAUGGAGUACGACGAUCCAGCAGCGGUCGCGUGGGCCAAGGAGCGACUGAGACUCGACCGGUCGUCAGCUCCGAAGCAGAAACAGCAACAGCAACAGCAACAGCAACAGCAACAGCAACAGCAACAGCAACAACGUGGUGCGUGCCAGCAGGUGGGCCAGGAUGAAUGGGAUGAGCCGGACGGUGCAGCGACUGGAGGUGGCGCUGCUCCGGCGCCGCUGGUCGUGAAUCUCAGGGAGAAAGACCCAUUCGACUGGGAGAGCUACAUUGCACCAUAUACAGGGCAUACACGUCUAGCGAGGCUGCUCUUUCUCGCAGAGCAUUGCCCCAGCUUACGGAUCCCAUGCGCGGACCAAGCGCUGAGCACCAUCCAACAGACCACCACCAAUGCACCACUCUACCUUCGGGCGCUGCAGCUGCGCAAUACUGAUCCGGCUACCGAUGCACCAUGGACAGAUCGGAGCAAGAUUGCAAGCCAGGAUGAUGCUUGGAUCAAACAAACUAAUGCCAGGAUCAGCAGUGAGGAGGAGAAGCUUGAGCUUGAGCUACGAAAUUACCAAAACAACAUGAUCCGCGAGAGCAUUCGAAUGGCCAACCGUGAUCUGGGAGACUUUUACCGCUCGGCAGGGCAUCCAUCACAGGCGCUGAAAUAUUAUCAGCAGACGCGCGAGUACACCUCCACUGGGGAACAUGUCCUCGAAAUGUCCUUGAACGUGAUCGAGGUGGCAUUGGACCAACAUGCUUACCAGCUCGUUGCGUCCAAUGUCGCCAAGGCCGAAGGGGUGCUGAAGAACAUCAUAUCUGGAGGCGAGAGCGCAGCGCUUGCAGCAGGCUCGAUCCACACAGGCGGGGGAAGCCGGAUCGGCUUUGGCAGCGGAGCUGGCACAGGGUCAUCUGGGGGCGCAGGAGCAGGCGCGAGCGGCAGCAGGAGCAAGGUCGCUCCUGUCAGCAAGGGAGGUAACUCGGCCGGUGGUGAUGCGAUCGGUGCGCUCUUCAGCGCAGGAGGCUCUGCAGGCGUAGCGCCCGGAGGAGCGAAUGCAACUGGUGGUGGCGCUCGUGCAGGAGGGUUAGCAGGUGCUGGUGGUAGCAAUGGCGGUAGCAGAGAAGCCAAAGCGAAGAAAUUGGUACGCGAGAUUCAAGACAAGCUCAAUGUCGCAGGAGGGAUUGCCGCGAUGGGUCUGCGAAGGUACGAAAUGGCAUUGAGAAGUCUAUCCAAGGUGGACAUCAAUUCGUCCAACGCAUGGAGCAAUAUGGCAUCCCCUGCAGACAUUGCCCUGUACACUUCGUUCUGUGCAGCUGUGACCCUGGAUCGUUCCGAACUGCGCCGCCGUCUGGUUGGCCGCGGGGGUCCGCAAUCGUCUGCGUCCGAAGAGGCCAGCGCGGCGGCGAGCAACAAUGCCGAGGGUGGAACAGUGACAGGCGGCGGAAUCACUGGCACACUCGACGUCGAUCCGGCAGCACGCGAGCUGAUCUGGAAGUUCCACGAGUGCGAUUUCAAGAAGGUCUUCCGAAAUCUAGACAUCUGGCGCAGCAGGCAUCUGCUCGACUUCCACCUCAGUCCGCACGUCGAGCAGCUCAGCAAGACCAUCAGGACGCGCAGUGUGCAGGAUUUUCUCAAGCCAUAUAAAUCACUUGUCCUUGCGGACAUGGCGGAGGCUUUCGGGUUUGACGAGCAGACUCUGUUGCAAAGCUUGAUCAGCCUGCUGGAAGAGGACAAAAUAGACGUCCGGAUUAACAUGCAGAACAGGACCCUCUCCGCGGCUCCACGCAAGGAUGAACGCGCCGAGCUGUAUGACCGCGCUUUCAAAGUCAGCGCACAAAGAGUCAAAGAUUGCAAGAACAUUCUGUUCCUUCAAGAGCUCGUCCGCGAGAAGUUGAUCGUCAAAGGCAAGCAGCAAGCGUGGUGAAGCAAGGGACACCCGAGCACAGAUGUGCCCGCAUGGGUUCGAUUCGAAGCAUUUGUAGCAUUUGUACCAUCACCAAACAAGCAUAUUCUCUG